AUGAGUCGCGCCGCGCAGACAGGAGGGGGCGGGGCCGGGGGCGGAGGGGCGGCGAGGCUCAAGGCGUCGCCGCGGGCGCUCUUCUCCUGCGGCAUUUUCAGCACCUGCACGCACCGCGCGCUAAGCCCGACGGCGACGCCCAACAACAAUGUGGUGCCGGGGAGUGGCGGCGGUGGCGGCUCGGGCACGCCCUGCGCCGAGGCGUCGUCCGCGUCGCCGGCCGCGGUGGAGGCGGCGGCGGCGGCCAUGCCACCGCCUCCGCAGCGGCAGCACCAGCGAGCGCAGCAAAGGAACGUCGGGCCGUCGUCGUCGUCUUCCUCCUCCUCCUCGUCCGCGUCGCAGAGCUUCACGCAGUGGAGGCUGCCGGUGCACCAUCCGCCGCACGCGUCGGCGUCGGGGUCGACAUCCGCGUCCGCCAGCGGGGCGGGCGCCGGGGACGCGCUGCUGAGCGCGGAGGAGAAGUUCGCCACGGGGGAGGUGGUGGCGGCGCUGCGGACGGUGGAGCGGGAGAUGGAGGCCGCCGCGAGGCCGGUCCCCGCGGGGGUGGUGGCCGGGGUGGUCGCCGCGGUGCGGGAGCCCGCCACGGCGAGGCUCGCCGCCAAGGUGCUGCUCGUCGUGCUGCUGGAGGAGGGGAACAGGGAGACGGCCGUGGAGGCCGGCGCGGCGUCGGCGGCCGUGGAGGCUGUGGCGGCGUCCGGGCCGGCGGGGGCCACGGCCGAGCGCGCGCUGGCCGCGCUCGAGCUCCUCUGCACGGCCCUCGGCGGCGCACCGGCGGUGCGGAGGGAGGCCCUCGCGGCGCCGGUGCUGGCGCGGGCGGUCGAGGGGAUGGCCGGCCGCGGUCGGGAGUGCGCCAUCGGCGUCCUGGCCGCCAUCUACGGUGGCGGUGGCGGAGGCGCUGGCGGUGAGGACGGGGCCUCGUCCUCGCCGCCGCCGCCGGAGGUGGUGAAGGCGGUGGUGGCGGCGAUGCAGGGCGAGUGCAGCGCGCGUGGACGGCGCAAGGGCGCGCAGCUGCUGCGCGCGCUGCAGGAGGGCGGCCGCCUCGGGCUCGCGUGGGACGGCGUCGGCGAUCAGUGA
Messenger RNA from Miscanthus lutarioriparius, 1074 nucleotides. Lineage: Eukaryota; Viridiplantae; Streptophyta; Magnoliopsida; Poales; Poaceae. The record is from the annotation of a GenBank genome assembly.